Molecule: messenger RNA, 1384 nt
Organism: Sitophilus oryzae (rice weevil)
Lineage: Eukaryota; Metazoa; Arthropoda; Insecta; Coleoptera; Curculionidae
Product: synaptic vesicle glycoprotein 2B-like
Exons: 7
Coding region: 29-1384 (451 amino acids)
Biological process (GO): transmembrane transport
Cellular component (GO): membrane
Molecular function (GO): transmembrane transporter activity
Source: RefSeq, a predicted model, not a curated record
AGACAAGGGAUGGCUCACGGCAGCUCCGAUGUUUGGCAUGUUAAUUGGUUCGUAUUUUUGGGGAUGCCUGGCUGACACGAAAGGUAGGAAAACCGUCCUAAUCGCUGCCUUAAUUAUGGAUGGAAUCUGUGGACUACUAUCCAGUAUUUCCCAAGUCUUUUGGCUGUUCAUGUUCCUCAGGUUCUUAAAUGGCUUUGCUAUUACUGGAGCCAUGGGUAUCUGUUUUCCAUAUCUUGGAGAAUUUCAACCAGGAAGAUAUAGAGAGACCAUUCUAUGUUGGAUGGAGUUAUUUUGGACUCUUGGUGUGAUCGUAUUGCCAGGUAUUGCCUGGAUUAUUAUUCCUAUGGAGUUCGAAUACAUCACGCCUAACUUUAAGUUUGCCAGUUGGAACCUGUUCGUAGCCACUUGCGCCGUGCCCAGUAUUUUCAUAGGGAUGUGGCUGUUCUUCUUUCCAGAAAGUCCAAAGUUCCUGUUGGAGUGCGGUGAGCCCGAUGCCGCUCUAGAAGUGCUGAGGGACAUGUACUCCAGUAACUAUAGUGAUGACGGAGCUAACUUUCCAGUAACCAGCUUGCGAGAAAAAGUCAGAACCAUGAGCGUAGUAUCCCAACAGUCCACUCGAAGCAUUCGAAGCCUAAGGAUACGAAAACCCAAAGAACUUAAACUUCUUCUCCAAGAAAUCUGGGAACAAACUAAAGCUCUUUGCAAGCCACCACACUUGCGUUACACAGUGAUAACCUGCGCCAUUCAGUUUGGCCUGACAACAAGCUACUACACUUUGAUGAUCUGGUUUCCUGAACUGUUCUAUCGAUUUGAAGAGUUCGAAAGUGUACACCCCAACGAAAAAGCUACAGUGUGCGAAGUGUCUUCUGUAGUACUAUACCCAGGUAACAGUACGGGUACCGGUGGUGUGGAGGAGUUCUGCGGAGAACCGAUAGCAGAUUCUGUGUUCCUACACACUUUAAUCAUUGGACUGGCUUGUAUACCUACCAGCUUCUGGCUGCCUUUGUGCGUGCAUAGGUUGGGAGCGAAGUUUUUCCUGGUUUUCAGCCUUUUGGUUGCUGGGUCUGUGACUAUCGGACUGUAUUUUGUUAAUUCGACCAACUCGAACUUGGCCUUGUCUUGUAUUUUCGAGGCUUUAACCAGUUUGGGGAUCAGUACUGUGUACUGUGUGAUGGUUGAUCUGUUUCCAACAAAUUUAAGGGUAAUGGCAGCAGCUUUAUCCUUGACUUUUGGAAGGGGUGGAGCCCUAAUAGGUAACCUACUAUUUGGAUUUCUCAUCGACUUAAACUGCGUCGUGCCAAUAGUACUUUUCGCAGCCAUGCUUUUGAGAAGUGGAUUGCUGUGUUUACUUUUACCCAAUACAGGAGGAGGUGCCUUAGAGUAA